CCCUGCGGGAAAUAUCACACAUUGCACAACCCGACUGGCUGUUCGGAUUCACAGUCACAUGAGAGCGGCGAAGGGAAGCUGUUACAACUGUUGUAUUUGCACGGAAUCCUGACAGUUCCCGCCGGGGCUGCAGAGCGGAGCCGCGGGAGAGGCAGCGAGGUAGGUCCGCGGAUCAGUGAUUGACAGUCGGUCCGGGCACCGCCGCCGGGGGAGCCGGACCCGGAGCCGGACCCGUGGCAACUUUCUCUGGGAGCCGUUCCAACCGGUAUCGCGUAUCGGUUCAUAUCGGUGAGCUGUCAUGAAGGCCCUUCAGCUUGUGGAGACUUUGCUCACGGUGGUUCUGACCGUGGUUGCCGCCUCUCCAGUUGAUCCGGCGCUGACUGAAGACUGGGAGAAGUGGAAGCUGUCACACCAGAAACAGUAUGCAGAGGAAGAAGAAAGUCUUCGGAGAAUGGUGUGGGAAAAAAACUUCAGGUUAAUUGAAUAUCACAACCUGGAAUACAUGAAGGGUAAACACACCUAUGAUCUUAGGAUAAACCAGUUUGGAGACCUGACUGCAGAGGAGUUCAACGAGCAGAUGAAUGGGUUCCGUCCACCCAAAUCCGGGAACUCAACGCAACGGCUUUUAAGGAUUCCAGAAUCAGUCGAGAUUCCAAAGAGUGUUGACUGGCGUGACAAGGGAUACGUCACUCCUGUGAAGAACCAGGGAAGUUGUGGAUCCUGCUGGGCAUUCAGUUCAACCGGAGCGUUGGAGGGGCAGACCUUUAAGAAGACGGGAAAACUUAUCUCCCUGAGCGAGCAGAACCUGGUCGAUUGCUCAAGGGACCAGGGGAAUGCAGGAUGUCAUGGUGGAUGGAUGGAAAAUGCCUUCUUGUAUGUACAUGAGAACAAUGGAAUUGACUCUGAGGUUGGAUACCCCUACACUGGGACGGACGAUCCCUGUGCUUAUAAAAUCAAGUACAAAGCUACCAACUGCACCAAUUACUAUUUUGUUCCUCAAGGCAGUGAAAAAGCUCUAGCUCAAGCUGUCGCCAGAAAUGGACCAGUUUCUGUUGCUAUUGACGCCACACAUUCAUCCUUCCAGUUCUACCACUCAGGCAUCUAUUACGAACCGGAGUGUCAGACUAACAUUAUGAGUCACGCAGUGCUGGUCGUUGGAUAUGGAAGAAAAUCCAGGCUGAACUACUGGAUUGUUAAAAACAGCUAUGGCAUUGAAUGGGGAAAUCAGGGCUACAUUUUAAUGUCCAAAGACAGAAGAAACAAUUGUGGCAUUGCAACACACGCUGUCUACCCAGUGAUUUAAAGUCUACUCUGGACAGAGUCUGGGACUGCAGUGUAGGCGGUGCUUCACCCACUCUGUGUCUGUGUGAAACUGGAGAGAGAGAGAGAGAGGUUUUAUGUUGUUUUAAUUACUGUUGCUUCAUUUUAAAUAGAAUCACAACCUAUAAUUUUCUGUGGUGAUUUAACAUAACUUGUCUUUCCUGGAACUGGAACUGCAGUUCUAUCUAAAUGGUACACACAGAGAAUGCAAUGCUUGUUAAAGUGAUUGACUGACGAACAGGUCUUGUUGAUGAUGUAAAUCAUGUGACUACUUCAGAAUGGAGCAUACUGCCCUGCUGGACAGGGCAUUCCUUACCUUCCUCCCCUUGAAGACAGCAGCCUGGGUGGAGAACUUACUGUGACACAAAGGAGGCCAUGUGGCCCUUUGGUUCUAUGUUGACUCCGAGUCAAUCCCAGUCCGCUCUGUAUUUUCCCUGCACCCCUGCAACUUAUUCUCUCUCAAGUGCCCACAAACCCUUUUGAUUCUUUUGCCAUUUCACUGCACUAAUGGUACAUUCCAAUAGUCAGCUAACCUACCAGCAAUAAAAACAGAGAAUCCUCAAACACUCAGCAGGUCAGACAGCACCUAUGGAAAGAGAAACAUUUAUAGCACAUCCUUGGGAUGUGGGAGGAAACCCACACGGUCACAGGGAGCACCAGGGGACAGGAUCAAACUUGGGUCACUGGAGCUGUGGGGAAAGUUCAACUAGCUGACUUCUUAUGGUCAGCUUUAUGGAAGGUCCUAAUUCUGAGUGUCCUGCAGCUACCUACAUGGUGGUUGAUGUUUACAGGUAUUAAUAAACAUGAUUAACCCAUAA
Messenger RNA from Pristis pectinata (smalltooth sawfish), 2138 nucleotides. Its product is annotated as procathepsin L-like. Gene Ontology annotation, molecular function: cysteine-type endopeptidase activity. NCBI's taxonomy places the organism in Eukaryota, Metazoa, Chordata, Chondrichthyes, Rhinopristiformes, Pristidae. Gene Ontology annotation, cellular component: lysosome. Bases 299 to 1303 code for a protein of 334 amino acids. The transcript is spliced from 8 exons. The record is from RefSeq and is a predicted model, not a curated record. Gene Ontology annotation, biological process: immune response.